CGUGGAGCGAAGUAAGUCAAGGUCACAAGAUCUUACUUGUUUCGUGAACUUGUUUGUCAGGGUUUCAUGGCUAAUAAUCUUGAAAGUAAAAGCAUAUUGUAUUAGCACUCACUUGGUAAAUAUUCUGAGAUCUGCAUACGUAUUUUAAGAUCAUUCACUGCUUAAACUGAACAUUUAUUCAAGAAGUUUUAUUUAUAUUGUGACAUUAAAACAAUCGGCAGAUUUCCUUAGUCGAAUUUAUGUUCCUCGUUAUAUUUAGUUUUGAAAAUUACUUUGAUAGCUAAAGCUUGAUUAGUUUGGAAGGCAGUCAGAAAAGGGAAUCUGAAAUUUGGAAUCGAAGGAUUUGGCAAAAUGCAUGACGAGUGGUCAGAAGAAGAAAAAAAUGCAGUUGCAGAGCUCCGGAAGAUUAUGAAAGAUGAAGUUCCUCUUGAUAUGUACGAAGAUAAACACAUUUUCUUCAAAUUCUUGAAAGCUCGAAACUUUAACUUAAACCAAGCUGAAACUAUGCUGAGAAACCAUCUGCAAUGGAGAAAAGCAAUCCAAAUCGAUACUAUCAUCUCUGAUUUCAAGCCUUCAGAAGUUCUAGAGAAGUUUAUUUCGCAAACCUUUAUUGGUUUCGAUAAAACAGGUUGCUUGAUACAGUAUGCUGCUAUAGGAAACUUAGACGGAAAAGGGCUUUUUAAAUCAGCAAACAAAUAUGAUGUUCUCCGGUGUGUUUUGCAAGAAAUUGAGAAAAUAAAGAAAAGGCUAAAAUAUAAAAGCGAGCAGUUGGGGAAAACAGUGAAUCAGAGCGUUUAUAUUUAUAAUAUGGAAAAUAUGUCAUUAGCUAAAGCUACGCAUCGCCAAUCCGUUGAACUGUUUGCUGAAGGUAUUCAAAUAUUUCAGGAUAAUUAUCCAGAAUUUUUAAAGAAGAUCUAUAUCAUAAAUGCUUCUGUAUAUUUCACGAUAGCAUUUCCAAUCAUCCGAAGAAUACUUUCAGGAGCAGUUAUUGACAAAAUUGAAGUGUAUGGUAAAGAAGGAUGGAAGCCAGUUUUGCUUGACGCCAUUGAUGCUGACGUUCUGCCAGCAUUUCUAGGAGGCAAUCGAACCGAUCCUGAUGGAGAUCCAAACUGUAAUUCCUUUAUAGUUCACUCAGGUCCAAUUCCAGAAAAGUAUUACUUAACCAAAGAUUUUUCAAAGAUGAUGGAGAAAGAUGGAGCCACGUGCAUUACUAUUGAGAGGCAAUCCAAAGUCAAAAUUCCUGUUUCUCUACAAUACGAUGGCUCCAUACUGAAUUGGGAAUAUGAAGUAAAAACGCAUGAUAUUGGAUUUGGACUUACAUCAGAAACUGCAAAAAGCGAAUUGAUUCCUGUUCAUAAAGUAGAAACAGAACUCAAGUCAGAAACUGGCAGAUACAGAUGUAAAAGCGCUGGUACAUAUUACAUAAUAUUCGAUAAUUCGUACAGUUGGUUCAACUCCAAAGAAGUUUGCUACCGAACUUGGGUGACAGAUCCAUAUGAUAGCGAAUAUUCUGAAGAAGACAGUAGCUUCCAAAUUGAUUUUUAGAAGAGUUGUAGCCUUAUCUUAGUUAUUUUUUUUAGAUUAUUCAAUUAGGUGGAAUUGUUUUUAUCCAUUUCAAGUGCUUUGUCGUUGUAUUAUUUUCAUUUCAUCCAUUUUUUUUUUCAUGUUUAACCAUUUUCCAUCCUUGCUAAAAAAAAAUGAUGUUUAAAUAGAUUGUGAACGACUGAUUGCUUUUAGGAUAACCAUUAUAUUCAAUAAAUGAUAUUAAAAUGCUAUUGAUUGUGAUGACUAAUAUACACAAUGCACUACAUGAGAGGAAUUAAAUUCGUUCAUCCACUUUUAAAAGUCAAAUUUCCUUCUUGUACUUGUUAAAUAUUGUACGAUAACGAUUUAAUAAAUUAAAUUGUUUCAAUUUCUUCUAUAAUUAAGCAUGCAAACUUUUAGGAAGGGGCAUAAACUAUAAAAUGAAGUCUGUGCUGCAUUAGAAUGCAUGACUUUAAAAGAACAAAGAAUAUACUACAAUGAUGUAGAAAUGGUUAGAAAGUAUCACCUUACAGAUAAAGGAAGAAACGCUAAUAUAUUACCUCGGCUCUCCUCAAGAUUUCCUUGAUAAAAUAUUUCAACUAUUAAUGUCGUACCGGAAAUAUAUAUACUCAAACUAGAUUUAUUGCUUUCUGUUUCGAAAUACAAGAUGAUAAAAUAGUAAAUCUAACACUCUGCUUCAGACUAGAUAUUAAAAAGGACAAAGAUCUUAUUUUUAAUUCUCUCAUUUGUAGAAAAUGCUUGUUGGGCAAUAAUGUAAAGAACAGGGAACCAUUUUCAUUAAAAAUAUAAAUACUCAAAGAAGAAAUUAUAAGCAAUAAAAAGUUGUGUAGUAUUGUAAGAUAAUGAGAUUACAAUAACUAAACAUUAAUCAGAUACAUUUACGUAUUUUUAUGGUUAGAAUAAAUUAUUUAUCCUAUUCGAAAUCACGCAGAAUAGAGGAAUUUUUGGAAUAAUUUCGUCGGUUACGAAGUUGUGGAAAAGACAUUCCAUACUCAGCGUUUGUGAAACUUUUAUGAAUCCACAUGACAUUAUGUUUAAGUAGGCAAAGCAAAAUUUCUUUUUAUAACUUUGACCUAUGACCUUACCAUUUCUGGCUGCUUUGUCAACAAUAUUACUACUGUUGUAAACUCGCAAAUGAUUCACAAAGAAGAAUUCGCUAUUUCUUAAGUCAACCUCUUUG
This is a messenger RNA of Argiope bruennichi, 2725 nucleotides long. Its product is annotated as retinal-binding protein-like. The record is from RefSeq and is a predicted model, not a curated record. Bases 352 to 1545 code for a protein of 397 amino acids. The transcript has 13 exons. Gene Ontology annotation, cellular component: cytoplasm. NCBI's taxonomy places the organism in Eukaryota, Metazoa, Arthropoda, Arachnida, Araneae, Araneidae.